Neurospora tetraspora is the source of this 3582-nucleotide messenger RNA. Its product is annotated as alpha-glucan branching enzyme. The transcript is spliced from 13 exons. Gene Ontology annotation, cellular component: cytoplasm. The record is from RefSeq and is a predicted model, not a curated record. Lineage: Eukaryota; Fungi; Ascomycota; Sordariomycetes; Sordariales; Sordariaceae. Gene Ontology annotation, biological process: proton transmembrane transport; glycogen biosynthetic process; proton motive force-driven ATP synthesis. Bases 1 to 3582 code for a protein of 1193 amino acids. Gene Ontology annotation, molecular function: cation binding; hydrolase activity, hydrolyzing O-glycosyl compounds; ATP hydrolysis activity.
AUGAACGACAUCUCAGACAACUCCUCCAACACGCUGGUUAACGGCGGCACCGUUGCCAACAGCGGUAUUCCCAAGGAUGGCACCGAAGCUGAUACAGACGAUGCAGGUGUCUUGAGCAUUGACCCCUGGCUCGAGCCGUUCCAGGAUACUCUCAAGAGGCGCUAUUCCAAAGCCCAGUCUUGGAUCGAUACCAUCAAUAAGACAGAAGGCGGUUUGGAGAAGUUCAGCAGGGGUACCGAGGUCUUUGGUUUGAACGUCAACAAGGACAACAGCAUCACAUACAGAGAAUGGGCCCCCAAUGCCAAACAAGCCUCCCUUAUUGGCGAAUUCAACAACUGGGAUAGGAACGCUCACCCCAUGAAGAAGAACGAGUACGGCGUCUUUGAGAUCACAAUUCCUCCCACGGCCAACGGGCAACCAGCUAUCCCCCACAACUCCAAGAUCAAGAUCACCCUCGAACUCCCCGACGGCCAAUGGGUCGACAGACUGCCAGCAUGGAUCAAAUAUGUCACCCAGGACCUCUCAGUCUCGCCCGCAUAUGAGGCGCGGUUCUGGAACCCUCCCCAAUCCGAAAGAUACACAUUCAAGCACAAGAGGCCGUCAAAGCCGGAAAGCCUCAGGAUCUACGAGGCUCACGUCGGCAUUUCCUCCCCGGAGUGCAAGGUGGCUACCUAUAAGAACUUCACCAAGAACAUGCUUCCCCGCAUCAAGAGCCUGGGAUACAACGCAAUUCAGCUCAUGGCCAUCAUGGAGCACGCCUACUAUGCCAGUUUCGGAUAUCAGGUGAACAGCUUCUUCGCGGCAAGCAGCAGAUACGGCCCGCCCGAGGAUCUCAAGGAGUUGGUAGAUACUGCCCAUGCCAUGGGCAUCGCCGUGUUGCUCGAUGUCGUCCACAGUCACGCCUCCAAGAACGUCCUUGAUGGCUUGAACGAGUUUGAUGGUACCGAUCACCAGUACUUCCAUGGUGGCGGCAGGGGCAAGCAUGAUCUUUGGGACAGCAGGCUUUUCAACUACGGUCAUCACGAGGUUAUGAGGUUCUUGCUCAGCAACCUUAGGUUCUGGAUGGAUGAGUACUCCUUUGAUGGUUUCAGAUUCGAUGGUGUGACGAGCAUGCUUUACCUCCACCACGGUAUCGGAACUGGUUUCUCUGGUGGCUACCACGAGUACUUCGGCCCUGACGUUGAUGAGGAGGCGGUUGUUUACCUCAUGCUCGCCAACGAGAUGCUUCACCAACUAUACUCCGAGGUCAUCACCGUUGCCGAGGAUGUAUCAGGAAUGCCGGCUCUGUGUCUCCCACUCUCCCUAGGAGGUGUUGGCUUCGACUACAGACUCGCGAUGGCCAUUCCCGACAUGUGGAUCAAGAUCCUGAAGGAGAAGAAGGACGAGGAGUGGGAUAUUGGCGCUAUCACUUGGACCCUGACAAACAGGCGUCACGGCGAGAAGACCAUUGCUUAUUGUGAGAGUCACGAUCAAGCGCUCGUCGGUGACAAGACCCUCAUGAUGCAUCUCUGCGAUGCCGAGUUGUACACCAACAUGUCUACCCUCACGCCUCUGACCCCGGUCAUUGACCGCGGCAUGGCACUGCACAAGUUGAUCCGUCUCCUUACCCAUUCCCUGGGAGGUGAGGGUUACCUCAACUUUGAAGGCAACGAGUUCGGCCACCCCGAGUGGCUUGACUUCCCCCGUGAGGGCAACCAGAACUCGUUCUGGUACGCCAGGCGCCAGCUCAACCUUACGGAAGAUGGUCUUUUGCGUUACCAGUACCUCAACAACUUUGACAGGUCGAUGAACCUGACCGAGGACAAGUACGGCUGGUUGCACGCCCCACAGGCCUACAUCUCUCUCAAGCACGAGGGCGAUAAGGUCAUCGUCUUUGAGCGCGCCGGCUUGGUCUUUGUCUUCAACUUCCACCACUCCAACAGCUACACCGACUACCGCAUCGGUAUUGAGCAAGAGGGCACCUACCGCAUCGUUCUCGAUUCUGAUACCAAGGAGCACGGUGGCUUCAACCGUCUCGAUCCCCAGACUCGCUUCUUCACUUCCGACCUUCCCGGCAUUUCCGCCUUCGCCCGGACUGCCCGUCCUUCCUUUGCGGCGGCGUCUCGUCGCGCCGUCCGCCCGGCUGCCCUCAACCGUAUCCCUGCCCUCAGCAGAUUCGCCAGCUCCGCCGGUGUUGGUGAUGGCAAGAUCUACCAGGUCAUUGUCAAGUUCGAUACCGACAAGCUCCCUCCCAUUCUCAACGCCCUUGAGACCCAGAACAAUGGCCAGAAGCUCAUCCUCGAGGUCUCGCAACAUCUUGGCGAGAGCGUCGUGAGAUGCAUUGCCAUGGACGGUACUGAGGGUCUCGUUCGUGGUGCCAAGGCCUCCGACACUGGUGCUCCCAUCACCAUCCCUGUCGGCCCUGCCACCCUUGGCCGUAUCAUCAACGUCACUGGUGACCCCAUCGACGAGCGCGGUCCCAUCAAGACCGACAAGUUCCGCCCUAUCCACGCCGAGGCUCCCGAGUUCGUUGAGCAGUCCACCACUGCCGAGAUUCUCGUCACUGGUAUCAAGGUCGUCGAUCUCCUCGCCCCCUACGCUCGUGGUGGAAAGAUUGGUCUCUUCGGUGGUGCCGGUGUCGGCAAGACUGUCUUCAUUCAGGAGCUCAUCAACAACAUCGCCAAGGCUCACGGUGGUUACUCCGUCUUCACUGGUGUCGGUGAGCGUACCCGUGAGGGUAACGAUCUGUACCACGAAAUGCAGGAGACCUCCGUCAUUCAGCUCGAUGGUGACUCCAAGGUCGCUCUUGUCUUCGGUCAGAUGAACGAGCCCCCCGGAGCUCGUGCCCGUGUCGCCCUUACUGGUCUCACCAUUGCCGAGUACUUCCGUGAUGAGGAGGGUCAGGAUGUGUUGCUCUUCAUUGACAACAUUUUCCGCUUCACCCAGGCCGGUUCCGAGGUGUCCGCUCUUCUCGGUCGUAUUCCCUCUGCCGUCGGUUACCAGCCCACUCUCGCCGUCGACAUGGGUCAGAUGCAGGAGCGCAUUACCACCACCACCAAGGGUUCCAUUACCUCUGUCCAGGCCGUCUACGUCCCUGCUGACGAUUUGACUGAUCCUGCCCCCGCCACCACCUUCGCCCAUUUGGACGCCACCACUGUCUUGUCCCGUGGUAUCUCUGAGUUGGGUAUCUACCCCGCCGUCGAUCCCCUCGACUCCAAGUCCCGUAUGCUCGACCCCCGUAUCGUCGGUGAGGAGCACUACGCCACCGCCACCCGCGUCCAGCAGAUCCUCCAGGAGUACAAGUCCCUCCAGGAUAUCAUUGCCAUUCUUGGUAUGGACGAACUUUCCGAGGCCGAUAAGCUCACCGUCGAGCGUGCCCGUAAGAUCCAGCGUUUCCUCAGCCAGCCUUUCACUGUCGCUCAGGUCUUCACUGGUAUCGAGGGUAAGCUCGUUGACCUUAAGGACACCAUUGCCUCCUUCAAGGCCAUUCUCGCUGGUGAGGGUGAUGACCUCCCCGAGGGUGCCUUCUACAUGGUUGGCGACUUCGCCUCUGCUCGCGCCAAGGGUGAGAAGAUCCUUGCUGAGCUUGAGGGCAGUGCUUAA